GUCACCACAGGGACUCCGAUGCGACCGAGCGGACAAUGGGCAAACGCGACAGCUGUAUGUGCCGCUACUGCCGCUGCUGUAUGCGUCUACUCCGUUCUUCAGAUCCGAAAAGCAGUGAGGAAGCAGGCAGCAUUGUCUCGUCCUGCGCCAGGCAUUCCAGUCGGUGUGCUAUAUAUUCAGAAUCCCCAUGACGACUUCCUCCAAAUCCUCCGGAAUGAUGUGUUGGUGGAGAAAGCAGUGGCAAAAGUGGACUCCAAGCUGUAUGUGUUUGUGGAUGCCACAAAGGACGUGACAUCAUCCACCAGCGAGCGUCUGCGGUACGUGGGCGAGCUCUACAAUCUUCUGUGGAACGCUGCAAGCGUCCAGAACAAACUGGACUUGGACAUCCGCGUCGUCUCCAGCUCCGAUCGAUCGUGGAAGGAAAUCAUUGCUUUACCCGAUCUGAUUGCUGUGUUUGCAUACGAAGACAUGGACGUGGCGUCGCUCAAUGGCGGCCGUGCUGCGUCCUCCUCUCUCGUUGCAUUCUACCCCUUGAAGGAAGCUGUCGACGACAGCGUCAAUCCAUCUACUUUUAUCUACCUUGAAGAUCCAACCCGGCAACUGGGAAAGGAACCUCUCGUUGUCAUCGGUGGGACGUUUGACCACCUGCACAACGGGCACAAGAAACUACUUUCGUUCGGGGCAGCGUUGGCGGACAACGCGAUGCUCGUUGGCGUCACGGCGCCGCAUAUGCUAGAGAAGAAAAGGUUGGGUCACCUCAUCGAGUCCAUUGGCGAGCGCAAGGCACGAGUCCAUUCCUUCCUCGCGGAUGUACACCCUCAUGUGAACCCCUCCAUCAUCACCAUCGACGAUCCGUUCGGUCCUGCGAUCACGUCCCCCGACAUCACUGCCAUUGUCGUAUCGACAGAGACUCAGCUGGGGGCUGUCAAGAUUAACGCGAUUCGAGUCGAACGCGGGCUGCUUCCGCUCAACAUAUACGUGUGCCGUCGAACGGACGCAAGCACACUGAGUUCUUCGUACAUUCGCGAGCAUUUGGCAUUGCUUCCAUCGCUUCGCAGCAUUCUCCUGGGGAGGCUCGACAACUUGCGCAUCCAUACCCACGCCGUGACGGCAUAUAACGAGGUGGUCGACGCUCCAUGAAGGCAGUACGACAGACAUUCAUUCGCCGCAGGAGCUGCCGAAUGAUUUCACUGGGAAUGAUUGGCUGUUGGUUAGUCAAGUAUCGUCGAUUCAUUGGUUCAUUUGGAGGAUACAAAGCAUUGAUUGGCUA
This is a messenger RNA of Aphanomyces invadans, 1270 nucleotides long. RefSeq lists its product as hypothetical. NCBI's taxonomy places the organism in Eukaryota, Oomycota, Saprolegniomycetes, Saprolegniales, Verrucalvaceae. Gene Ontology annotation, biological process: coenzyme A biosynthetic process. Bases 19 to 1140 code for a protein of 373 amino acids. Gene Ontology annotation, molecular function: dephospho-CoA kinase activity. The transcript is spliced from 2 exons. The record is from RefSeq and is a predicted model, not a curated record.